Messenger RNA from Capsicum annuum, 1100 nucleotides. Its product is annotated as mitochondrial import inner membrane translocase subunit PAM16 like 2. Gene Ontology annotation, biological process: protein import into mitochondrial matrix. Gene Ontology annotation, cellular component: TIM23 mitochondrial import inner membrane translocase complex. The record is from RefSeq and is a predicted model, not a curated record. Bases 511 to 882 code for a protein of 123 amino acids. Lineage: Eukaryota; Viridiplantae; Streptophyta; Magnoliopsida; Solanales; Solanaceae. The transcript has 7 exons.
UUUCUACCAACACAAAUUGGAAAAAUAAAAAAUUAAAAAACAGAGCCUUCGUCCACCAGCCUAAUUUCUAGGAGAAUCAAGAAACCUCAACACACCAAAAAGGAAAAAAAAAUCAGCCAUAUUUGUUCCCAUCCCAGAAAUUUUUGUUUCUUCAUUAUUAUGUGAUUUGUACCUUUUUCAGUCGUAUUUCGCCUUUAAUCUCAAAAAGUGCUUAGUUUUGUCAGAGAUGUAGAAGAAUUUGGACUAGAAGGACUAGGGAGAGGGGGACAAGGGAGUGGAAGAAAAUGCAGCACAUGGAGACUCAUGAAGGAAUCAUUUCCUUGUUGUCUGAUAAUUUUAGUCUGAUGUGUUAUCCGUUACCCACUUUCGCUUUACUGUUUCGGACCAUCUCACUUCAGAAUUUCAGCAAUGCCAAAAUACUAUCAGUUGCAUCAGAUUUAAUGAGUCUAUAACAUUGGCCCCCUCCUUUGAAAAGAGCUUUUCCUCGAGCUUGAAGUCUGGAUAGGCAUUAUGACAAUGUUUCACAAGAAUACAUUUCAGGCUGCAAGAAUCCUUGCUAAUUUAAUUGUAAUGGGCUCUACUAUAUUGGCAAGGGCUGUUGUUCAAGCAUAUCGUCAGGCAUUGACCAAUGCCUCGAAAAAUGGUGUUGCUCAAGAAGCAGUGCAGAAUAUUAAAAGAGCUAGUAAAACCAUGACGGAAGCAGAGGCAAGACAGAUUCUUGGUGUCACUGAGAAUUCAUCAUGGGAAGAAAUUGUGCAGAAGUAUGACAACUUGUUCGAGCGAAAUGCUCAAAAUGGGAGUUUUUACCUUCAGUCAAAGGUACAUAGAGCUAAAGAGUGUUUGGAAGCAGUUCACAAACCUAAAGAACCAGAAACAAAAUAAGAAAAUUUGUGCUGAUGUUUAGUGUAUAUUCUUGCUGCUAAUUAUUCACUAGUUAGUUCCUAGUAUCUUUCUCGAAAAUUUUAUAUUUUGGUGAGAGCAGUUGAGGUAUCUGUUCAAGAUCUUCAUGAACUUCAAUGUGGUGAGGGUGUUUGACACACAACACCGUUGUAGAAUACGUAUGUGAUAAUAAAAAGAAUUGUACUUCAUUGAGUAUCUAA